AUGCUGACAGCUCUAUCACCUGGGCGUUCCGUCGAUUCCCAACUGAAUAAUUUGACCAAAGAGCUCCGCCUGACUGAUUCCAACAAUCUAUGCCGAGCUCCCUCAGUCAGGUUCGAUUUUGCCCUCCGAGGCGAGGAAGUCACUGGUCGUACAGAGGACUCCCACUCUUCGGAUGCCCGCAUCUACUAUGCCGAUGGACUAGAAGAUUUGCCUGUCCCUACUAACGAUGUGAUCACUUCAAAUUUAGCCGCUGCUAGCGGUAGCAGUAUGAACUCGGUCUCGAAGUUGCGCAAAGUGCGUCACGCCAACAAUGUGAUCCUGACCAAAUCAAAUCUCACCGUUUCCGAGGUCCUGGAGCGCAUCGCCGAGGCCCUCCGAAAAAAUUCCAUCAGGUUCACUCUGAAACGGUGA
Molecule: messenger RNA, 411 nt
Organism: Dibothriocephalus latus
Lineage: Eukaryota; Metazoa; Platyhelminthes; Cestoda; Diphyllobothriidea; Diphyllobothriidae
Source: the annotation of a GenBank genome assembly